UUUCACAUAGCCAUAAAGAGCCCUCCCAGCGUACCCAACUUUCUCUUACUGUACUGUCACGUUCACUUUUUAAAUUCGUCCCGGUUCUCCACUUUCUCUCUCCCCAAACACUAUUUUCUCUUCACUUUACCAUCUGCUUCCUUCCAUUUCUGAGUUCUGAGUGAUAGACAUUCGAAAGGCCAUUCGCCUUUGCCUUCCAUGGCGAAUAUUGCAAAGUACAUGCCUAUCAAUGCGGGAACGACUGUCACUACAGACUUGAAGAAUCUGUUUUCAGUAAUCAAAACAAGAAGAACAGUGGCUUUCUUCAUGUUUGCCUUUGUUGGUUUCACUGUUUUUUUAGCUUUUUUCCCUUCUUCAAACUCUUCUUCUCCUUGGGUUACCAACAUCUUUUCAUCAAGUUCCACCACUUCUGCUACUGCAUACGCUGGCUCUUAUAGAUCUCAGUUCUCUUCCCUCUUUAAUUACUUCUUUUCCAACACUUCUUCGCCACAACAACAAGGCCUUAACUUUACUACUUUUGAUUCUUCUUCUUCAAAUAAUAAUACCAGAUCUAACAACACUGCACCUCAAUUAGCCAACCCUGGAGAGGAGCUACUUUCUGAGAGAAACAUCAACAAAACCCGAUCUUUCGACAAAAAUAAACAACUCCCCAGUUCAAAAAACACAACUUUGCAGUCUCCUAACACAAGUACAAACAACACUCAAAGUACGGUUUUGCAGGCAAAUCUGCCCACAGUUUCUCCCCCCAGUGUGAGUAAAAAUCUGCCUCGCACAAGCAACCAGGCUGAAAAGAAAGAGAAUUCUGAUAAAGCUCAAGUUUUGAAGGCUAAUCAGACUACAACUGUCACUGAAAAAACUCGGGUGGUUGCUAAUGAGAGCACAAAUUCUCCAGCUAAAUUUGAUUCCUCCAACAAGGUAAGUUCUGGGAAGGGAGAGAAAAGUGUAGUGCAAAAAGGAACAGUGUCAAACUACACAGCAUCCCUCACAAAGAAACAGGGGAAUGGGAAGAACCAAGGGAAUGGAAGUGGUUCAGGGCUGUCAGCUAAACAGGGGAUUGAGAAUUUGAUAGAGUCUUUGAUGAAUUGCGAUUUGUUUGAUGGAGGAUGGGUGAAGGAUAACUCGUAUCCGCUUUAUAAACCAGGGUCUUGUUCGUUUAUUGAUGAGCAGUUUAGUUGUAUUGUCAAUGGAAGGCCUGAUAAAGAUUAUCAGAAAUUCAAAUGGAAGCCUAAAAGCUGCACUUUGCCAAGAUUGGAUGGCGGUCACAUGUUGGAUUUAUUGAGGGGGAAGCGGCUUGUUUUUGUCGGCGACUCCCUGAAUAGGAAUAUGUGGGAAUCUCUAGUUUGCAUCCUGAGAAACGCUGCAAAAAAUAAAAAAAAUGUUUAUGAAGCUAAUGGAAGAAACUAUUUCCGAGGGGAAGCUUCCUACUCUUUCAUAUUCAAAGAUUAUAACUUCACUUUAGAGUUCUUUGUAUCUCCGUUCUUGGUCCGAGAAUGGGAAAUGCCAGACAAAAAUGGAGCGAAGAAGGAGACACUGCGGCUUGAUCUUGUCGGAAAAUCAUCUGAUCAAUAUAAAUCGGCAGAUAUCCUCAUCUUCAACACAGGGCAUUGGUGGACUCAUGAGAAAACUUCCAAAGGGAAAGAUUAUUACCAAGAAGGUAGUCAUGUUUACAAUGAAUUGAAUGUUCUUGAGGCCUUUCGGAAAGCUUUGACAACAUGGGCUAGAUGGGUUGAUGCCAAUGUAAAUCCUACGAAAUCUAUGGUGUUCUUCAGGGGUUAUUCUGCUUCUCAUUUCAGUGGCGGGCAGUGGAAUUCAGGAGGAGCAUGUGAUAGCGAAACUGAGCCUAUCAAGAAUGAGACAUAUCUAAAGCCAUAUCCACCAAUGAUGUCGGUCUUAGAAUCGGUGCUUAAGGGGAUGAAAACGCAUGUCACCUACCUAAAUAUUACCAGAUUGACUGAUUUCCGAAAGGAUGGCCACCCAUCAAUCUACCGGAAACACCCAAAGCAACAGUUGUCGGAGGACGAAAGAAUAGCACCUCUAAAAUACCAGGACUGCAGCCAUUGGUGCCUUCCUGGUGUACCAGAUUCAUGGAACGAGCUUUUGUACGCUGAGCUCCUUGUGAAAGAAAACAAAAUGCGACAACAUCAAAGGAGAGCUAGGUAAUAUAAAUCAUACAAACUUUGAUCUGUUUCGAGUCGAAUCACAUAUAGGCAGUACAGAUUUUUCGUUCAUUUUGAAAAUUGUAGAAACAAACAAACAUAAAAAGGAUAAGAUCAAAUAAGCCUUCUUUUUCCCACUUAUAAAUUAUGGAAGUGUGAUAACGGAUAAAUCAAGCACUAUUCUUAGAGAGAUCAAUCUGUACUGUAAUAAUUUUUCCUUGUUGAUAGUAUAAUUGAAAGUAGAGAGGAUGGUUUUGGAUGUUUUAAGAUUUGGAGAUGGAAAAUAUAUCCUUCCCCUCCCUUGCCACCUAAAAUAUUUUUUUAGCCUCAAAUUUACUUUGAGGAUUGUAAAUCUCCUUUAGUUUAUUUAAUUUAAAAAUAAAAUUGCAGUGGAUGGUUUCU
Durio zibethinus is the source of this 2558-nucleotide messenger RNA. RefSeq names its product protein trichome birefringence-like. Lineage: Eukaryota; Viridiplantae; Streptophyta; Magnoliopsida; Malvales; Malvaceae. Gene Ontology annotation, cellular component: Golgi apparatus. Gene Ontology annotation, molecular function: O-acetyltransferase activity. The record is from RefSeq and is a predicted model, not a curated record.